Acanthosepion pharaonis is the source of this 1116-nucleotide messenger RNA. The record is from the annotation of a GenBank genome assembly. NCBI's taxonomy places the organism in Eukaryota, Metazoa, Mollusca, Cephalopoda, Sepiida, Sepiidae.
AUGGCAAAGUAUUCCAUUUCAGAGCCCGUCAUUCUAAAUGCGUUUGUGUUGUAUCAGAAAUAUCUUCAUAAACACGUUCUUCGUCAGCGCUACCAAAAUGGAGUCGUUUUUGCGACCCGCCUCCCAUCCUUUUUAUAUUCACUUCAUCCACCUCCUCCUCUUUCACUUUUUCAUUACCUACUGCGGUUAAAUUUUCUUAAUAUUCUGAUUUUCUUCUUUCCUUUCUUCUUCUUCUCCUUUUCUUCUUUGCCUUUUUCGUCUUCUCUCUUUCUAAUUUUUCUUUUCUCUCUUCUCCUUUUCCUUCUCAUUCUUCUUUUUUUCUUCUUCUUCUUUUCCUUCUUCGCCUUUUUCGUCUUCUCUCUUCCUAAUUGUUUUUUUCUUUCUUGUUCUUCUUCUUCUACUACUACUACUACUACUACUACUUUUCUUUAUUCUCCCUUUCUUCUUCUUCCUUUCCUUCUUCUUGUUGUUCUUUUCCUGUUUCUCUCUUUCUUCUUGUGCUUUUUCCUUCUCUUUUUCUUCUUGUUCUUUUCCUUCUUCGUCAUCUUCUCUCCUUUUAAUUCUUCUUUCUUGUUAUUUCCUUCUCCUUCUCCUCCUCCUCCUUCUUAUUUUUCUUUUCUUCUCGCUUUCUUCUUCUCUCAUUCUUUUUCUUCUUGCUUUUUUUCUCCUCCUCUCUUCUUCUUUUUCUUUCUUAUUCUUCUAUCUUUCUUGCUUUUCUUUUCCUUCAUUUUAUUCUUUUCUUUCUCACCCUUCUCUUUUUCUUCUCGUUCUUUUCCUUAUUCCUCUUUCUUUCUAAUUAUUCUUUUCCUCUUUCUUGUUAUUUUCUUUCUUUUUUUUCUCCUCUCGCUCUCUCCUUGUUCUUUUCCUUCUUUUUCUCGUUUUCUUUUUAUUCUCCACUUUUUCUUCUUUUUCUUUUUCUUCUUCUUCGUUUCCUCCUCCUCCUCCCCCUCCUUCUCCUUCUUCUUUUCCUUCUUAAACGUUUAUCACAUAUUUCUUUCUUCUUUUUCCUCUUCUUUACUCACUCUCUUACGGAAUUACCAUCUUUCAUUCUUCUCCUUCUCUGACCUUCUUUUGCGCCAUUUUUUUUUUUUUUUUGGUUACCUCUUACCUUCAUAA